AAUAAACAGUUGUAGUAGUUAUUAGUUAGCACUGUUAGCAGGUACAACUAAAACAAAACUACUACGUUUUCAAUUUUUUUUUUAAUUUCAUUAUGAUUUUUUGCUUAAUCUUUAUUUAUUUAUUUUAAUUAAUUUACAGUAUUUACUAUUUAUAAUGUUUUUAUAGAAAAGUUAUGAGCUUUUAUUAGUUUUAAAUUUUGAGUGUUAAAAAUUUUUAGGUACCUACCUACUAUGGACAUUUGUAAUUCAGAUGAUAGUGUUGAUGUAUGUUAUACAAUUUAUUGGUUUUACAAAGAUUGUCAAAGGAAGAAAUUUGUACUAAAUACCAAAAUGAAAUCAUUCAAAUAAAAAAAGAAAAUGAAGAAUUACUUAAUAAAGAAAAGAUUUGGGAGGAAAAAUUUACUGACCAGCAGCGCUUAUAUGAACAUUCAGAAAGACAGGAAUUGCUGAAUAAGAAUAAAGAAUUACAAGAAGCAGAAUCAGUAAUUAUCAACCAAAAAGAAAAAAUUCACAUAUUAAAUGCUCAACAAAAAGAUGAAAUUGAAGCUUUGCAGAAAACACUUCAAAGUAAUAAACAUGCAUUAGAUGCAAUGAAAAAAACCUUAGACAAUGAAAAAGCAUUUAGGAUUUGUGCCGAUCAAGAAAAAACAAAUCUUAAAGAACAGAUAAAAUGUAAUACAAUAAAGUAUAAAUCUUUAGAAAAUGAAAACAAAAAAUUACAAAGUGAUAAAUUAAAAUUGGAAGAAGCCCAAAGUAAAAUUAAACAACAAUGUAAUGAAUUAUUACAGAAAAAUAUUUCGUUAGAAAAUCAUUGUGAAAAAAGGGAACAAGUAUUUGAUGGUCAAACAAAUUUAAUUAACAAAUUGGAAAACAAUAUUACUGUAAUAAAUGAAAAGUUAAAUAAUUAUGUGGAAACCGAAGAAGAAAAUAACAAAUUACGUAAACAAAUAAAAUUAUUUUCUAAACAAAUGGAAACUUAUGAAAAUGAACGAGAAGUAUAUGUACAAAGAUUACAAAAUAUGCAGAAAGAAGAAAAUGUGUUCAAAUGUAUUAUAAAUGACUUAAAGCAAGCAAUAGAUGUAAAAAAUAAUGAAAUCAACAAUCUUACCGAAAACACUACUAUUUUAAAUUCGAAAAAUUUAUUAUUAUCUUCUAAUAUAAAUAUUUUACAGGAAAACUUCACCAAUUGUCUAAAACUUUUAGAUGAAUUGUUUGAAAAUUAUGUAAAACAAAAUUCAAAAAUAGAAAAUAAUAAAUCACCUUUAAAGAUGAGACCCUUACUAAAUGAAACAUUUGAAUUGUUUGAACACACUUUAGCAGAAUAUAAAUUAUUUAAAUUAUCGUCUGAAAAUUCUGAGAAAACUUUAAAAGAUGAAAUUAAUCAAAAAGAAAAAAUCAUUUUAUCAUUAAAAGAUAAAAUGGAUAACUACAAACAGGAAAUCUUUGCAAAUGAAAUUACUAACCUUAAUUAUUCAGAAAUAAAGAACUCUACGAAGAACUCAAAUCUUAAGCAAACUCUAAAUGAGAACAUAGAUAAUAGUAAACUAAUUAUAAAUGUCGAACUUGAAAAAAACAUAAAAUAUCUUUAUACAAUUAAGAAUGAAAUAUUGCCAAAACAAAAAAUGUUAGUAUCAGAAUGCGUGGAAUUUAUGUUGAAAAAAAUUGAAGAAAUUGAAAUUUUAAACAUUUCCAAAAAUAGUUUUAUUGAAAAUGUACAUAUACAAAUUAUAAGUUUGAAAAAAGAAAUAGUGUGCAAAAAUAUAAACAUUAAAGAACUGAAAACAGAAGUAUUAAAUCUAAGAGAAUUAGUAACAGCAAAAGAUGCAUUGUGUAAUGAGAUGGAUAUGGAAUUACAAAACUUAAAAGAAAAUUUAGAUGAUUCAAGCUCUACAUCAAUAAGUAAAGGUGACAAUAUUUAUAAAAUGCGUGAAAUAGAUGAAAGUCAAGAAGACCGUUCACAAAAGUUAAAAGCCAUUGCUAUAAAACAAAAAAAACAAAUUGCCGAUUUAAAACAGUCCAUUGAAAAUGAAAUCAAGAAGCAUAGUUUAGAAAAAAGUGAAUUAAUGAAUAAGGUCAUAGCCUUAGCUGAACAAAGCAAACUUGCUCGAUGUUUACAACAACAAUAUGAUAUUAAAUGUGAUGAGUAUGAUAUUAAAUGUACGGAAAUCAAAGAAUUAUUUAAAAAAUGUAAACAAGAAGAAAAUCAACUAUUAGAACAAACAAAGCUAUGUACCAUAUUAAAAUCGGAUAUUGAAAUUUUAAAGAAUGACCUAUCAGUAGCUCAAAAUACUAUAAUUAGUUUAAAGGAAGUAGAAAAAUCUUUAAAUUCAAGACUUGAUAUUUUUAAGCAAGAAAAAUCAGCUGCUGAAAUACUUAAAACAGAUCGAGAAGCAUCAAUAAAAGAACUUUCAAAUAAUUUAAAAGUUUCAAAGGAAAAAAUUAAAUUAAUGGAAUCUGAAUUGGAGAAAUUAAAAACGGAAAAACAAAAAAUUAAUAUUCGAGACCUUGAAUUAAAUUCUUAUGAAAAAACUUUAGAUGAAUUAUCACAAAAAGUAAAAGAAGAAAAGCAACAUAGUCAGAAUCUAGAACAAGAACUUUCUAACGCCAACAGUGUUAUUGAUUCUUUGCAUGAACAAAUUAAACAUUUGGAACAUAUUAUUAUUACUGAACAAGAAAGAAAUAAACAAAAUUUACAUCAAGUAGAAGUAUGUAGAAUAGGGUUGAAUAACGCUGAAUCGUUAUUAAAUGAAAAAGAAAAUAAUUUAAUAGAAUGUCAAGUAGCUUUAAAUCAAGAAAAUAUAUUAAAUACAAAUUUGACUAGUAAAUAUGAUGAGUUACAAAAACUAUACGAAACUGAAAAAGAAAAUUAUCAAUUGCAACACUCACAGUUAACUGAAAAAAUUCGGCGACUGCAAGUGGAAAUAAAAACUGCUAAUGAAUCUAUUUCAAAGUACACAGAAGAAAAUCAAAGUUUACUUGAUGAGUUUGAAGCAUAUAAAGUAAGAGCUCAUAGUGUUUUUCAAAAACACAAACAAGAUACUGUGUUUCAUGGGAAAGUUGCUGAAUUAAGUGAACAAUUACAAGAAGUUACCAAAACUUUAAAUCUCUCAAAAAACAAUUUACAGAAUGUGUCGUCAGAAUUAUCUAAUAAAAAUAUAGAGAUGAUCUUGUUACAAAACGAAAUAGAUAAAUAUGAAAAAAAAUUAAGUUAUUUAACAAAGACAGUAUCAACAAAAGACAAAGAAAUAUAUCGUUUGAGUAAUGAAAUUGAAAAUAUUAAAUCCUUAUUGGAAAAAGAGAAGACAUCUUUAAACGAAAAUAUAUUGAGCGAACGAUUAGCACAUGAAAAUGAAAUUAACAGACUACAACAAGAAAUCCUUUUAGCUAAAGAAACAAAUUCCAAUGAAACAGAAUCAAACAUUGUGUUACCUGUUAUCGAAAAUAAACUUAAAAAAUCAACUUCUUCAAAUCAUAUUCAUGAUGAUGAUGAAAUGUUUUCAGAUUUUGCAAGUUCGAAUGAAUCUGUUCGAAAAAUCAGCAAAUCAACACUUAUGCCUUUGGCAGAUUUGUUAUCGUUUGAUAAUAAUAGUGUUAGUGACCCAAUUAGUGAAUUGAACACUAGUCAGAAACAAUUGAAACAAUUAACUAUGAUGUUAAAUGAUGCUGAAAAAAAUUGUUCUCGAUAUGAACAACAAAAUAAAUUUCUUAAAGAAGAUAUUAGACGAUUGCAGCGUAGCGUUGACAGACACGCUGAAAUACAAAACAUGGAAUAUUUAAAAAAUAUAAUUUUAAAGUUUAUAACUUUAUCGAGUGGAGUAGAAAAAUAUCACUUAGUACCAGUGAUAAACAAACUGCUCAAACUUAGUCCAGAUGAGCAGAAGCAAAUAGAGACUAUUGCUAAAGGAUCACUUGCAGACCAAAACUCAAGCUGGUCUAGUUUAUUUACUUGGUCACAAGGAACUUAGUUUACACUUAAAUUAAAUGAAUAUUUUAUGAAUCAUUGUAGAAGAGUGUAGGUUCUUAAUAUUAUUGCCACUAAUUUUUCACAUUAUCAAGUAUUCUAAGUAUUAUUAUUUUUUAAUGUUUCCAAAAAUAUGAUAUACAUGUGUCUAUACAUAUUUAAAUAUACAAAGUUAUUUGUUAAGCAAUAAGCAUCCUCAGUCCUCACUAUUUUGCAAUUUCAUUUUAAAAAUUUUAUUUUUUCAAUGUAUAUUCCAAGUUUUAUGUUAUAACAUCCGUAUUUAUUUAUAUUUGUAAUAAAAUAUUUUUGUUUAAAUUAAUUUGACAUCUAGCAAACUUUAAUUUAACUCGACAUCUAAAUAAGUUAUGAAAGUUGUAUCUUACCACUGUUUAAUUUUUUGUAAAUUAAAUUUAUGUAUUUAAGAGCAUUCCCUGUUGCCUUUCCUAAAUUAAAAUUCAAUUGUUAUACUUUGUAUUAUAAUAGUAUUUGUGUUUGGUAUUAUAAAUUUUGUCCUAAGAGUUAAAUAGUAUCUUAUAUAGUUAAUAAUUAAUAUUGUCGAUAAAAAAUAUUAUUUUAAUUGUAAUUUAUUAAUCUAUUAUGUACAAUGUACGUGUACGUGUACCUACUUAUUGUUUAUUGAUUCCUUUUAUAAAAUGUUUAUUAAAACUCAAUUUAUUGUAUUAUAUAUGAAAUCUAACCUCAAUAUUGUAUUACAUAAAAACAAAUUUUUUUCCAAAUAUAUUAUUGGGUACUUAUCAGUUUUUAGUAAAUUAAACACACAUUGACACAUCACAUAAUCUUCCUUUCGAU
Messenger RNA from Metopolophium dirhodum (rose-grain aphid), 4771 nucleotides. Its product is annotated as GRIP and coiled-coil domain-containing protein 2-like. Bases 267 to 3965 code for a protein of 1232 amino acids. The record is from RefSeq and is a predicted model, not a curated record. Lineage: Eukaryota; Metazoa; Arthropoda; Insecta; Hemiptera; Aphididae. The transcript is spliced from 17 exons.